Messenger RNA from Stegastes partitus (bicolor damselfish), 1136 nucleotides. It is a transcript of the gene smim10l3, whose product is annotated as small integral membrane protein 10 like 3. Lineage: Eukaryota; Metazoa; Chordata; Actinopteri; Pomacentridae. Bases 158 to 358 code for a protein of 66 amino acids. The transcript is spliced from 2 exons. The record is from RefSeq and is a predicted model, not a curated record.
CGCCCGAUGACCAUAACAGGAGUCGGUGGAGAAGCUGUCGGGGUGGAGCAGCUCUGCCAACACAGCCAAUAUGGAAAAAAUGGAGCCAGCGAUAGAAAUAUGAACUGUCACCGUUUCCUCCAGCUGACUCGGUGAACCGACGAAGCGCCGGGCCUUUAUGGCGGGUCUGUCCUACUUAGUGCUCCGGUUCUCGGGCUCCGCUGGGCGGACGUACGGGGUGUUCUCCAAAGGCUUGACGAGGACUUUGUUGAUAUUUUUUGAUCUCGCAUGGCGGCUGCGAAUCAGAUUCCCGUAUAUCUACCUGGUGGCCUCGAUGAUGUUUAACGUCAGAUUGCAGGUCCACAUUGAAAUCCACUGAGUCUUCGUCAGGACUCUAACCAUGAAUAGCGAGCGCUGCCUGGUUCCAGCCUCUGACAGUCACCGGCUGCCCCUGCACAGCGAUGUGGACGAAGAGGACGCUUAACUCUGCAGGAGAAGUGACGCGGCUGGUCGUUUCCGUCGUCACAGAGCCCAGUGCCUUCGCAGGUGAAGGCAGCAGUGAUGUCUGCAAAAACGCGACAGGGUGAGCAGCAGUUCUGAAGGUGGAGGUUAAAGGCGCCUUGCAGUUACUGAUCCGGGAGGAUUCCUCUCUCUGGACGACGGAGGAUUGUUAACGUGAAACUGUGCAGCUGCUCCGACAUGUUUGUCCGUCAGGCGCUCAGUGGGAACAUCUCAAAAACUGGAUCCAUUUCACUUUAAUUUAAAACGGAAAUAUCGUCACUGCAUGUCACAAACCAGCAUGUAUUCAUCUCCUUGGUGGCUUCAACACUUGGUGUUUGAGGCGGGUUUGUCUGUGUGAGCGGUACGUGGUCUCUUAGGUUUGUUGUAGAACACAACAGCUGCUGCUGCUGGACAUCUACCAACGGGAAUCACUGCAUGUCUUUGUUGAGGUCGUCACACUCUCCGUUGUGUUUCUGCAUAUCAGCGGCACUGGAAGACGGGAUAAUUCUGAAAAAUGUUACCUGCAAAACUUUUGUUUUUCUUUUUGUUUUUUUAGAUGCAUUUGUCUCGAGUUUUGAUUUCUGUGGAGUAUGUGGGGCUUUGAAGUGGAUGUGAGAAUGGUCGAAGUCUGGAGGAAAUAAAUCAAUGAAAUCACA